Molecule: messenger RNA, 1608 nt
Organism: Orussus abietinus
Lineage: Eukaryota; Metazoa; Arthropoda; Insecta; Hymenoptera; Orussidae
Product: metaxin-2
Exons: 3
Coding region: 98-874 (258 amino acids)
Biological process (GO): mitochondrion organization
Cellular component (GO): SAM complex
Source: RefSeq, a predicted model, not a curated record
UUUAGGUUAUACGCGUUGAUGUUACGAACUUCUCUCGCUCGUCGUUAUUUUAUUGUUGAAACUAAGUUAUUCCCUUCGUAGCCUGAGUAAGCAAUAAAUGCCGGACGUUUUGCUUUCAGAUAUGAUAUCAGUACAAUUAGGAGAACAAGAACCAUGGCCUCAGUUGAUAAAACUGUAUCAGCCUUACGAAGUGGAGCAGAUCCUUCUACCUGACAAUGCAAAUUGCCUUGCGGUUCAAGCUUACCUCAAGAUGUGCGGUCUGGAAUUUCAGAUCGAGCCCCGACAUAAUGCCGAAUUCAUGUCCCCUUCAGGACGUGUGCCCUUUAUUCAAUGUGGUGCCUUCCUUGUGUCAGGUUUCGACAACAUCGUUAACUUUAUCAGCAGCAAAGGCGCUGGCUUAUCGGAUCGACUUAGCAUGGGAGAAAAGGCUGACAUGAGAGCCUUUCUAUGUUUGAUUAAUGUCUUAGUUAACGCAGAGCAAUAUAUCUGUUGGGUGGAUGAAACUACCCUGAACUCAGUUACGUUGCCUCGGCACGGUAGCGUGUACCCUUGGCCGUUGAAUCACCUCAUGAACUGGAAGAAGCGGGUCCAGGUUAUAAAAAAACUUAAAGCUCUGGGUUAUCAUGACUGGACUGUCGAAGCUAUUCUCAAUGACGUAAAGGCCUGCUGCAGUGCUCUCAGUGAACGCCUCAACAAUAGUCACUAUUUUUUUGAAAAGUUCCCAACUGAACUGGAUGCUCUGGUCUUCGGUCACAUCUUCACGAUCCUGACAACUCCACUACCAAACGACUUGGCAAAUGUCGUCAAGGAGUUUCCUCAGCUCGUAAACCUGUGCAAACGCAUUGAGACAAAAUAUUUCCAACCUUCGUACUAACAGCAGCUGAUAUGCUCCGACUUCAGGUAUAUCGAAAUCAAGUACACCGAUUGUGAGAGAGCCAAGUUCCUGUGCUAUGCUACCGAUGCCACCAAGAAUAAGUUCAGAGGACGUAUCAUUUGUUGCGUUCAAUAAGUCUUUAAAGGCUAACGAGAGAACAGAGAAACUGUACAAAGGAAUUAACUUAUCUCCCAAUAACAUCCGAAGCUGUAUACCUGAAACCGGAGUAAUAUUUUCAUAGCGUAGUGUAUAGAAAUGUUAAUAGUUAAUACAAAGUAGGGUUUAAUUUAAGAAGCAAUAGGCUAUUUAAGAUACCUUCUCCUUAAGUUUUGCACGCAUCUCAUUCGCGAUAUUUUUGAUGGAUUGUCACAUACAUUUUUUAGAUACGACGCGCAACUCGACCUUUUUAUUCGUCAAUGUACUUUAUUUUUACGCUCUCGAUCAUGACUCUUAAUGGAGCGUUUAUAUUUGUAGUACAUUAUUGACGUAAACAAAGUUUACCAUUUAUUUGUAUUAACCAUACCUUAUUACUUUGUAUACGCGUUCUUUUGUAACAUAACAAUUAAUAUAUUUCUUCUUUGGAAAAAGGAAGUAAUUAUAUACAGAGACUGUAUGACUGUAGACAGUCAUUAGAUUGCAGAGUUAAGAGAAAGAUACUGGAAGAUCUACUGGUUCUAAUUAAUCUAAUUGUUGUUACUCCACGAUCGUGGCGAAGUAAACAAUUUAUCAUUGUC